AUGCUAGUUAAGGACGAAUUUGUGCCAAAAACUCAUAACCUCAGUUCACUAACUCCGUUCGUAGAUGAAGAAGGGGUAAUACGUGUUGGCGGACGGCUAAGCUCUUCAAAACUACAAUUUGAUGCCAUUCAUCAAAUGAUUUUACCAAGCAACGAUCCACUAGUAAAGUUGUUGGUAGAAAAAAUACAUAAAGACAAUUAUCAUUGUGGCGCCCAAGCAUUGCUGGCACAAGUGAGGCAGCGUUUUUGGCCCCUCAAAGGAAAAAGCUUGAUGAGAGCUGUAAUACAACAAUGUUUAAGAUGCAGAAGAGCAAGGCCAAUUGUGUACAAUCAAAUCAUGGGAAAUUUGCCUGGACACCGUGUGCAACCAGCUCGACCAUUUCUCAGCACUGGAGUUGAUUAUUGUGGCCCAAUAUGGGUUCAUUACAAAACAAGAGGCAAGCGUCCACAAAAGGCGUAUAUCGCUGUCUUUUGCUGUUUUGCAACCAAGGCCGUACACUUAGAACUUGUGACUGAUCUGACCACAGAUGCAUUCAUUGGAGCAUUAAAACGCUUCAUAGCAAGACGAGGACGCUGUAAAACGUUAUACUGCGACAAUGCGACCAAUUUCGUUGGAGCGAAAAACAAGUUGCAGGAACUUACUGACGUCAUCUACGCUGAUCGAGCGAAGGAAUCAAUUGCAGGAAUGUGCAGUACGAAAGGCAUAGAAUUUCACUUCAUUCCACCAAGGUCACCACACUUCGGCGGGUUAUGGGAGGCAGCAGUAAAAUCUGCCAAAUAUUUGCUGGUCAAAAAUGUUUCAACAGCAUCACUUACAUAUGAAGAGCUUGAAACUGUUAUUAUUGAAGUUGAAGCAGUGUUGAACUCGCGACCCCUUAUUCCUAGCUCAUCAGAUGCAAACGAUUUGAACGCAAUAACUCCAGGUCAUUUUUUAAUAGGUGAAGAAAUCACUUCAAGCGUUGAUGUGCAUGCACGUGACUCUAAAGAAAAAUUACUUAAACGCUGGCAACUGGUAUCAGAGCUAAAACACAGUUUUUGGCAGCGCUGGACUAAGGAGUAUCUAAGCGAAUAG
Messenger RNA from Teleopsis dalmanni, 1071 nucleotides. RefSeq lists its product as uncharacterized. Lineage: Eukaryota; Metazoa; Arthropoda; Insecta; Diptera; Diopsidae. Bases 1 to 1071 code for a protein of 356 amino acids. Gene Ontology annotation, molecular function: nucleic acid binding. The transcript has a single exon. The record is from RefSeq and is a predicted model, not a curated record. Gene Ontology annotation, biological process: DNA integration.